AUGGAUCCAGACGCGUUGGCAAAGGCAUUCGUCGAGCACUACUACACCACCUUCGACACCAACCGUCCCGGUCUCGCCUCUCUCUACCAGGAAAGCUCCAUGCUCACCUUCGAAGGUCAGAAGAUUCAGGGCUCUCAGAACAUCGUUGCCAAACUCACUUCUCUCCCUUUCCAGCAGUGUCAUCACUCCAUCACAACCGUUGAUUGUCAGCCGUCUGGGGCUAACGGUGGUAUGCUUGUUUUCGUUAGCGGGAAUCUCCAGCUCGCCGGCGAACAGCAUGCUCUUAAGUUCAGCCAGAUGUUCCAUUUGAUACCAACACCGCAAGGAAGCUAUUAUGUUUUGAAUGACGUAUUCCGGUUGAACUAUGCAUGA
Vicia faba (fava bean) is the source of this 372-nucleotide messenger RNA. The record is from the annotation of a GenBank genome assembly. NCBI's taxonomy places the organism in Eukaryota, Viridiplantae, Streptophyta, Magnoliopsida, Fabales, Fabaceae.